Linum trigynum is the source of this 5703-nucleotide messenger RNA. The record is from the annotation of a GenBank genome assembly. Lineage: Eukaryota; Viridiplantae; Streptophyta; Magnoliopsida; Malpighiales; Linaceae.
AUGUCUGGAGCGGAGGAGCUGUGGGAGAGGUUAGUGCGCGCUGCGCUAAGGAGUGAGCGCACUCGUGCUGGUGCAUUUGCUGGGGCUGUUACGGGAAUUGCUGGCAAUGUCCCUUCUUCGCUUGAAAACAACAGGGAUAUAGAUUCCAUUCUUAGAGCUGCUGACGAGAUCGAAGAUGAAGAUCCAAACGUCUCGAGAAUUCUUUGUGAGCAUGCUUAUUCACAAGCUCAAAAUCUGGACCCUAAUAGCGAGGGAAGAGGAGUGCUGCAGUUCAAAACUGGUCUGAUGUCAGUUAUUAAGCAAAAACUUGCAAAGAGAGAGGUUGGAAUGAUAGACAGAGGGCAAGACAUUGCACGCUUACAGGAAUUCUACAAGCUAUACAGAGAGCGGAACAGAGUAGACACUUUAAAGGAGGAGGAAAAGAAACUGCGGGAAUCUGGUGUUUUCAGUGGAAAUCUUGGCGAGUUGGAGCGCAAAACUGUUAAACGGAAAAGAGUAUUUGCAACCCUAAAAGUUUUGGGGUUAGUUCUUCAGCAGUUGACUAAGGAUAUGCCUGAAGAGAUGACUAGGAUGAUUGAGUCAGAUGCAGCCAUGACAGAGGACCUGAUUGCUUACAAUAUCAUUCCUCUCGAUCUUCAAACUAUAACAAACGCUGUAGUGUCUUUCCCAGAGGUUCAAGCAGCUGUGUUGUCCUUAAAAUAUUUCCAAGGUCUGCCAAGUUUGCCUGCUGAUUUUCCUAUUCCAUCCACAAGAGCUGCUGAUAUGUUUGAUUUUCUGCACUAUGUUUUUGGGUUCCAGAAAGAUAAUGUCUCUAACCAGCGAGAGAACAUAGUUCACCUCCUUGCAAAUGAACAAUCGCGACUUGGUAUACCUGAUGCAAGUGAACCAAAAUUAGACGAGGCUGCUGUACAAAAUGUAUUUAUGAAGUCACUUGGAAAUUACAUAAGUUGGUGCAGCUACCUGUGCAUUCAGCCUGUUUGGAGCAAUUUGGAGGCUUUGAGCAAGGACAAGAAACUGCUAUUUGUUUCCUUGUACUUCCUUGUAUGGGGUGAGGCAGCCAAUGUCAGAUUCCUUCCAGAAUGCUUAUGCUACAUAUUUCAUCAUAUGGCCCGAGAAAUGGAUGAGAUCUUAAGGCAGCGAAAUGCCCAGCCGGCAAAUAGUUGCAGUUCUGAGGAUGGUGCCCAUGUAUCAUUCCUUGAUCAAGUUAUUGCCCCAGUAUAUGACGUGGUUUCAGCUGAAGCUGCGAACAACGAUAAUGGCCGAGCACCUCAUUCUGGUUGGAGAAAUUAUGAUGAUUUCAAUGAGUUCUUUUGGUCUCUUCACUGCUUCGAUCUCAGUUGGCCCUGGCGCAAGAGUUCCUCCUUUUUCCAGAAGCCUAAACCAAGGACCAAGUAUCUGCUAAAAACAGCCGGAAGUCAGAGGAGAGGCAAAACUUCGUUUGUGGAGCAUCGGACAUUUCUGCACCUUUACCAUAGUUUUCAUCGGUUGUGGAUAUUCCUGGUGAUGAUGUUUCAGGGGCUUGCUGUCAUUGCUUUCAAUGAUGGGCGCUUCAACUCUAGGACUCUCAGGGAAAUUUUGAGUCUGGGUCCAACAUUUGUUGUGAUGAAGUUUUUUGAGAGCGUAUUGGAUGUCCUCAUGAUGUAUGGUGCCUAUUCAACAACACGCCGUGUCGCCGUUUCUCGAAUUCUUCUUCGAUUCGUUUGGUUUAGCUGUGCUUCUGUCUUCAUAUGUUUCCUUUAUGUGAAAGCUUUGCAGGAGCAAGAUACAAGUUCAGUCAUUUUCAAGCUAUAUGUUAUUGUGAUAGGAAUUUAUGCUGGUGUCCAGUUUUUCCUGAGUUUCCUAAUGCGCAUACCAGCCUGUCAUCUCCUGACUAAUCAAUGUGAUCAGUGGUCACUCGUUCGUUUUGUAAAAUGGAUGCGACAGGAACGGUACUAUGUUGGCCGUGGAAUGUAUGAAAGGACUAGCGAUUUCAUCAAGUAUACGGUUUUCUGGCUUGUCAUUCUGAGUGCAAAAUUUUCAUUUGCUUAUUUCCUUCAGAUAAAACCACUGGUGAAACCAACGAAAGUUAUUGUCAGUAUGACUGAUAAUAUCCAAUACUCUUGGCAUGACCUUGUGUCUAAACAUAAUCAUAAUGCCUUGACAGUUGUUACCCUCUGGGCACCUGUAGUUGCUAUCUAUCUUUUAGAUAUCCAUGUGUUUUACACUCUUAUCUCUGCUGUUUGGGGGUUUUUGCUUGGAGCUAGAGACCGACUUGGAGAAAUUCGAUCAAUUGAAUCUGUCCAUAAACUUUUCGAGGAGUUCCCCGCAGCCUUUAUGAGGACUCUGCAUUAUAACAGGACGGCUGGGAACAUUUCUAUACAGGCUAUUGAGAAGAGAAAGACUGAUGCAGCUCGAUUUUCCCCAUUUUGGAAUGAGAUAAUAAGGAAUCUGAGGGAAGAGGAUUAUAUUGCAAAUUUCGAAAUGGAGUUGCUUGAAAUGCCUAGAAAUUCCGGAGAUCUUACACUGGUUCAAUGGCCGCUUUUUCUUCUUGCCAACAAGAUAUUUUUGGCUAAGGAUAUUGCUGCGGAGAGUAGGGAUUCACAAGAUGAGUUGUGGGAGAGGGUUUCAAAAGAUGACUAUAUGAAAUAUGCUGUUGAGGAGUGCUAUAAUGCUCUUAGAUAUAUUCUGACUGAAAUAUUACAAGGUGAAGGAAGGAUGUGGGCUGAAAGAGUGUAUCAGGACAUUCAAGCAAGUAUACAGAACAGGAGUAUUCACAUUGACUUCCAGUUGAAUAAGUUGGCACUUGUUAUUCAAAGAGUGACUGCUCUAAUGGGAAUUUUGAAAGAGGCAGGAACGCCAGAAAUGGAAAAAGGUGCAAUUAAGGCUGUUCAAGAUCUUUAUGAUGUUAUUCAGCAUGAUGUCCUUUCUAUUGACAAAAGGGAGCAUUAUGACACAUGGAAUUUGCUGUCAAAGGCAAGAACUGAAGGCCGGUUGUUUACAAACUUGAAGUGGCCUAGCGAUCCAGAGUUGAGAACACAAAUCAAGAGGUUACAUUCUCUCUUAACCAUCAAAGAUUCUGCCGCCAAUGUUCCUACCAAUUUUGAAGCCAGGCGUAGGCUGGAGUUCUUCACAAAUUCACUUUUUAUGGAUAUGCCUGCAGCAAAGCCAGUGCGAGAGAUGAUGUCCUUCAGUGUGUUUACUCCAUACUAUUCAGAGAUUGUUCUUUACAGCAUGUCUGAGCUUCUUAAGAAGAACGAGGAUGGAAUAUCAACCUUGUUUUACCUUCAGAAAAUAUACCCAGAUGAGUGGAAGAAUUUUCUUGCUCGAAUCGGUCGUGAUGAAAAUUCUACCGAUACAGAACUGUUUGACAGUCCUGCUGACAUCCUUGAGCUUCGUUUUUGGGCUUCAUAUAGGGGUCAAACACUAGCUAGAACAGUGCGGGGCAUGAUGUACUACAGGAAGGCUAUUAUGCUUCAAAGUUACUUAGAGAGAGGGACUGCUGAAGAUGAGGAAGCUGCUGUUGGUACAAAAGAUGCGACCAAUACCCAAGGUUUUGAGUUAUCUCCUGAGGCCAGAGCACAGGCAGAUCUAAAGUUUACGUACGUGGUGACUUGCCAAAUAUAUGGGAAACAAAAGGAAGAACAGAAGCCUGAGGCUACUGAUAUUGCACUGCUUAUGCAAAGAAAUGAAGCUCUUCGUGUCGCUUUUAUCGAUGAAGUUGAAACAUUGAAAGAGGGAAGAGUGCAGAGAGAAUUUUUCUCCAAGCUUGUCAAAGCUGAUAUUAACGGGAAAGAUAAGGAAAUAUACUCGAUAAAGUUACCAGGAAAUCCAAAAAUUGGAGAGGGAAAACCUGAGAAUCAAAACCAUGCUAUUGUUUUUACACGUGGAAGUGCAGUUCAGACGAUCGAUAUGAAUCAGGAUAAUUAUUUCGAGGAAGCCUUGAAGAUGAGAAAUCUCCUUGAGGAAUUCCAUCAUGAUCAUGGUAUCCGCCCUCCAACUAUCCUUGGUGUCAGGGAACAUGUAUUUACUGGAAGUGUAUCUUCUCUAGCCUCAUUUAUGUCAAAUCAAGAAACGAGCUUUGUAACUCUUGGCCAGCGAGUUCUAUCGAACCCCUUAAAGGUCCGGAUGCAUUAUGGUCAUCCAGAUGUCUUUGACAGAGUUUUUCACAUCACGCGUGGUGGUAUAAGCAAGGCUUCCCGUGUCAUCAACAUCAGUGAAGAUAUAUUUGCAGGUUUCAAUUCAACCUUGCGCCAAGGAAACAUUACUCACCAUGAGUACAUACAGGUUGGAAAAGGAAGAGAUGUCGGCCUCAAUCAGAUUGCUUUAUUCGAGGGGAAAGUUGCCGGUGGCAACGGUGAGCAGGUUCUUAGCCGGGAUGUUUUCAGGCUCGGUCAGCUCUUUGAUUUCUUUCGAAUGAUGUCAUUCUACUUCACCACAGUGGGUUAUUACUUCUGUACAAUGUUAACUGUGCUGACAGUGUACGUUUUCCUAUACGGGAAGGCAUAUCUGGCACUAUCUGGAGUUGGUGAAACUAUCCAAGAGAGAGCCCAAAUAUUGCAGAACACUGCCCUGAGCGCCGCUCUAAAUACGCAGUUUCUCUUUCAGAUCGGUAUUUUUACUGCUGUGCCAAUGAUCUUGGGAUUCAUCUUGGAACAGGGUUUCCUAAAGGCAAUUGUCAGUUUCGUCACUAUGCAACUGCAGCUUUGUUCUGUCUUCUUUACAUUCUCUUUGGGCACCAAGACACAUUAUUUUGGACGAACUAUUCUUCAUGGUGGUGCAAGGUACCAAGCUACUGGGAGGGGGUUUGUUGUCCGCCAUAUAAGAUUCUGUGAAAACUACCGCCUUUAUUCCCGGAGUCAUUUUGUCAAGGGGCUAGAGGUUGUGGUUUUGCUGAUAGUGUACCUUGCGUAUGGCUAUAAUGAAGGUGGAACACUUUCAUACAUUCUCCUUACAGUUAGCAGCUGGUUUAUGGCCCUCUCCUGGCUUUAUGCCCCCUACCUGUUCAAUCCAUCUGGAUUUGAGUGGCAAAAAACAGUAGAGGACUUUAGGGAUUGGACCAAUUGGCUGCUUUAUAGAGGUGGAAUUGGUGUAAAGGGUGAAGAAAGCUGGGAAGCUUGGUGGGAGGAAGAACUGGCACAUAUCAGGACUUUCAGUGGGAGGAUCAUGGAGACUAUUUUGAGUCUCAGAUUUUUCAUAUUCCAGUAUGGCAUCGUGUAUAAGCUCGAUGCUCAAGGAAAUAAUACCUCAUUGACAGUAUACGGUUUAUCAUGGGUUGUCUUAGCGGUGCUUAUAAUUCUCUUCAAGGUGUUCACUUUCAGUCAGAAAAUAUCUGUCAACUUCCAGCUACUGCUGCGGUUUGUACAAGGUGUCGCCUUCUUGAUGGCAAUAGCUGGUUUAGCGGUUGCAGUUGUGUUCACCAAUCUGUCAGUGCCAGACAUAUUUGCUGGCAUACUAGCUUUCAUUCCUACUGGAUGGGGAAUUUUAUCGAUUGCUGCGGCUUGGAAGCCUUUGAUGAAGAAGCUUGGGCUGUGGAAGUCAAUCCGUUCAAUUGCCCGUUUGUACGAUGCAGGCAUGGGAAUGAUCAUCUUCAUACCAAUCGCAUUGUUCUCGUGGUUCCCAUUCGUGUCAACAUUCCAAACCCGUCUCAUGUUCAAUCAAGCAUUCAGCAGAGGCUUGGAGAUCUCUCUUAUCCUUGCUGGGAACAACCCCAAUACAAGCUUAUGA